AUGCAAACUGCCAAUUCUACGACCUCAUACGGCUCGAAUGUGCCGCUGAGUGCUCGACGGGCAGCGCCCUUGGACCUGUCGACCGUCGAACGCCGCGACCAGAUCCCAGCUACGAGAGAUCCCCCCAAACGCAACAGGCCUCAUGAUUUACAGGAGGCUCCCACCUUCUAUCCGACCGAGGAGGAGUUCAAGGAUCCCAUGGCCUAUAUUCGAAAGAUCUCGCCUGAAGGAAGGAAAUAUGGCAUCUGCAAAGUCGUUCCUCCAGAGACCUGGAAUCCAGGCUUUGCUAUCGACACGGAGCGGUUCCAUUUCCGAACUCGUCGACAAGAGCUUAACUCUGUUGAAGGAGGUAUGCACGCGUCUUUCCUGUCCCAAGUCAACGGCUCUCGCGACAGCCAUCCUGACUGCCAUCUAGGUACCCGAGCGAACCUCAACUAUCUCGACCAAUUGACAAAAUUUCACAAGCAGCACGGCACAAGUCUAACCCGUUUUCCCAGCGUCGACAAACGACCCCUCGAUCUAUACAAGCUGAAAAAGGCAGUGGAAAUACGAGGUGGCUUCGAACAGGUUUGUAAGUUGAAGAAAUGGGCAGAGAUCGGGCGCGAUCUUGGCUACAGCGGUAAAAUCAUGUCGUCACUAUCUACCUCUCUCAAGAACUCGUACCAGCGAUGGCUGCAGCCGUACGAAGAGUACCUACUUGUCGCAAAACCAGGAGUACAGCAUCAACUGGAAGUUGAGAACGGUGGGCCAUUCACACCGUCCCCGAACCAGUCGCCAGCAGAAAAGAAGAAACGCCAGAUGCAGAAUGGUCAUCGGCAGUCGGACGUGGGUGUCGAGGAUAGCUCUUCCACGCGAAGAGCGUCUGCAGCUCUCAACGCCUCGCUCGUCGACAGUGAUGAGGGCAACGGGAAUUCAACCGGUACUCCUCGCGAAGCAACGCCGGUACACGUACAGCAACCUAUGACGUUGGGAUUCACAGCCGUCAACUCCAGGCCAAGCGGGUUUGCUGCGAUAAACACGCCUUCGUCAUUCACGGCUGUCAACAGAGCUGUCUCCGAGGUGAAACGAGAAGCAGACGAGGUAGUAGGAAAUUCGACACCACAUUCACACUCUAACUCUAUUCCAAUUUCCGCGAAGCCUUCUCCUGAUCAGAAACGGGCGAAGUCUAACUCCACUCCCCUUACAAAUGGUCACGACGAGCAUUCCUUGAAGCGCGUGCAUAGCAGUGACGGUCAUUCGCACGGUGAUAACGACGACUCGGAAGAAGGAGGAAAUGGCCGACGAAGUAAGCGUCUGAAGAAGGAUGGCGUGCCGACUAUUGCCGGGUCUAAUAUGAGCUUACUACGACCGUCCCCUUCACAGCCAAAAGCCAAAACCGGGACCUGUAAAACUGGAGAUCGAUGUGAAAGCUGUGGAAAGAGUGACAACCAGCCAUCCAUUCUCGCCUGUGAUGGAUGCGACAUCGGCUACCAUAUGCAAUGUCUUGAUCCGCCCCUGACAACAAUACCUGACUACGAUUGGCAUUGCCCCAAAUGCCUUGUAGGAACCGGAGAAUAUGGGUUUGAAGAAGGUGGUAUAUACUCUCUUAAGCAAUUUCAAGAGAAGGCGAAUCACUUUAAGAAAAACUAUUUCGGCUCCAAGUUGGCUGUCAAUACCAGCUCUGCGCCAAACGCCCAACUCUACGAAGCAGAAGAUAACGUGGAACGCGAAUUCUGGCGACUUGUUGAGAGUUUGACUGAGACCGUGGAAGUCGAAUAUGGAGCUGAUAUCCACUCGACAACGCACGGAAGUGGUUUCCCUACCGUCGAAAGGAACCCUCUUGACCCUCAUGCUACCGAUCCGUGGAAUUUAAACGUCCUCCCAUUACACCCAGAAUCGCUAUUCCGACACAUCAAGUCUGAUGUAUCAGGCAUGACGGUGCCAUGGGUAUAUGUAGGAAUGUGCUUCUCGACGUUUUGCUGGCAUAACGAAGACCACUACGCUUAUUCGGCUAACUACCAACAUUUCGGAUCUACCAAGACCUGGUAUGGCAUUCCUGGUGCUGAUGCGGAAGCGUUCGAAGAGGCGAUGCGCCAGGCUGUCCCAGAGCUAUUUGAGACACAGCCUGAUCUUUUGUUCCAACUGGUCACUUUACUCCCACCAAAUCAAUUGAAGAAAGCCGGAGUCAACGUUUACGCCUUGGACCAGAGAGCCGGACAAUUCGUCAUAACGUAUCCACAAGCCUACCAUGCUGGGUUCAAUCAUGGGUUCAAUUGUAAUGAGGCAGUGAACUUUGCUCCAAGCGAGUGGGAGCCAUUUGGCCAAUCUGGUGUUGACCGAUUACAGGCAUUCAGACGGCAACCUUGCUUCUCUCACGACGAAAUGUUGCUUACAGCUGCUGGAAGAGAUACAUCGAUAACUACAGCAAAAUGGCUGGGGAAGGCAUUGCGACGUAUGUGCGAUCGCGAACUCGAACAAAGGGCAAACCUCCUUUUGCGGUCUCGAGAGCUUGAAAAUGGGAACGGUACUCACAAUGGUGACCAAGGCAGCAAGCCUGCAACUUCUUCUGCGCUGAAUAUCACCGUGGAAGAAACGGACCUUCUGGAAGACGAGUACCAGUGUAGCUAUUGCAAAGUAUACAGCUACCUCUCGCUAUUCAGGUGUCAUAAAUCGGGGAAACAGCUUUGUCUAAUGCAUGCUGGAACAACCGAGUGCUGUGGCGGCGAUCCAGCACUUUGUCUACGCGGAACCGAUCAUUCAAUCCGAUAUCGACUGUCUGAUGAAGAUUUGCAGAAAUGCGUACAGAAGGUGGAGGACCGCGCCAAGAUUCCUGAAGCGUGGGCGGAGAGGCUGGACAGAAUCCUCGAGGAUGAGCCAAAACCAUCUUUGAAAUCUCUCCACGCUCUUCUCUCGGAGGGCGAGAAGAUACCAUAUCAUCUCCCGGGGCUACAGGAUCUUGCUGCCUUCGUACAGCGGUGCGAUAAGUGGGUUGAGGAAGCGAACAAUUACUUAACUCGCAAGCAACAGAAUCGACGCAAGAACGAAAAAAUCUGGAGAAAGGGAAACCCAGCGAAAGCUGCACAGAUGGAAGAACGAGACCGUGAACUACGUAGUAUCGAGAAAAUCCACAGCCUUCUAUCAGAGGCAGACCGUCUAUCGUUCGACUGCCCUCAGAUAACAGCUCUGCACGAAAAAGUCCAGGAGAUCGAGAGGUUCCAGAGAGAGGCACAAGCUGUGUUUCUUAGCUCGCACACCGCGUCCGCCCAAGCUGUCGAAGAGUUAGUGGAACUUGGUCGCAACUUCAGUCUUGAUAUCCCAGAGGUAGACAAGUUGGAACGCGUCUUACAGCAAAUGAAAUGGAACGAUGACGCACGACGUCGACGUGAUCAGUACCAAACGUUAGAGGAUUGCGCCGAUUUCAUCAAGCAAGCCGAGGAAUUGAACAUAUCCGAGGCUAACAACCAUCUACUACAUUUCCGUGAGAUGUACUGCAGUGGAGUGGCAUGGGAAGCAAAGGCAAAGGAACUUAUGUCUGUCGAGGCCGUCCACUACCAACAACUCGAAGCGCUUUCUGCCCAAGCAGCUCGAUUCCCCGUCUCCCCAGAGACACUCGCUUCGGUUGACGCUAUCCUGACAAAGCAACGCGAGGCUCAAAAGCAGAUAUCUAGCCUUUAUGAAAAGAGCAAAUGUACUGAUUUCCGAAAUCGUCCGCAUUACCGUGAUGUACGAGAUUUGAUGGAGUCAUUGGUACAGUUGAACAGCAAACCGAAUGGCACAAUAGACCUAGAACGUGAGCAGAAGCGCCAUGAAGACUGGAUGAGGAAGGGGAAAAAGCUGUUUGGCAAAGCCAAUGCGCCUUUGCACAUUCUCAAGAUGCACAUGCAGUAUGUUGAGAAAAGAAACUCGUAUUGCUUUGAUCUCGAGGAUCGGUUCCGCCCACCCGUUGAACCAGCAUCUCGAGAGGCCAGUCCUGAUGGUUCUGGGGAAUCUCAGCCAUGGGCUGGGAGCAGGUCGAGGAAGAAGGACGUUUUCUGCAUCUGCAGACAACAAGAGUCUGGUCUAAUGAUCGAAUGCGAAGUCUGUCAUGAAUGGUACCAUGGCAAGUGUCUUAAGAUUGCCCGUGGUAAAGUCAAAGAAUACGAUAGCUACACCUGUCCUAUCUGUGACUGGCGGGUUAAAAUACCCCGUGAUGCUGCCCGACCCAAGCUGGAAGACCUACUCGAUUGGCAAGCAGAGCUUGCCGAUCUCCCAUUCCAACCCGAAGAGGAACAGGUCCUGAUGUCCAUCAUCGAUCAAGCAUCAUCAUUCCGGGAAUUUUUGCGCCCCUUUACAAACCCCGCCUGCAUGACCGCCGAAGAGGUCCCUACUCAGAUCUUCUACCUCCGUAAAAUUGAAGGGGCAGAAGUUCUACUUGCCUACGAAACGAACUAUUUCCGCCAGGAAGUUCAUAAAUGGUCCCCAGUGGCGCCUGAACCACCACCAAUUCUGGAACAGUCGUUAUCAACGCGUAAACCACGACCGACAAAGCAGCAAAAGAUUAUGGCUCAGCUCGGCAUUGAGAAACCGGAGGAUAUCCCCCUCCAUCUCCGUACCAAACACCACAUCUUCCCCGCGAAGCGAAAGUCCACUGAGCCCCAAAAUGGCCGGCCACCACCUCUACAGCCAGCUCCGUCAAACCGCUCAAAUACACCCGUGGAUGACCCAAGGUCUGUCUCGGUUGGCACCGAUCAAAUUCCAUCGACUCUCGCCACGACUCAAGCUCCUCAGACCCCUGCCUCCUAUCCAUUCGGCCACCCAUUCCAGCUUUCCUCCGGCGAACAAAACACAACGUUUGGAAGUGGCUCCGGCCCCUUCCUAGCCCAAGACAAUGGCGACCAGUCACCGUCGUUCUCGCCAGGAUCGCCUGCUGCUCGACACGCUGGGCUUGACCCGUCAUUCUUCAGCCCUCCAAGCUUCGAACGGAACCACCAGCUACCUCCGGGCUCAGAGUCAGAAAAUAUGAAAGGCACCGCGGGAGUUGGCGUGGAUGUAGAUGUUGAUGCACAUAAUCCAUUCGGAAGCAGCCCUCGUGCAAAUAUGGAUGAUCUAUUCGCCGAUCUCACAAACCAUGAUACCGAAGCCGAGCAUGUCGAAGAGAUUAGCCAUGCAAACGAAGCCCUAGAGGCACUCAAGAGCGCUCAAGCCUGCGGUUCCCGCACGGGUUCUGUAUCCGAAUCUGGAAAUAACGGCUCUAACGGGGACCCUGAUCUUCUCGAGAAUGCUAGCCACAAUGAUGACAACGAGCAUGAAAAUGGCGGUGGCCUAGGCGAAGAAUAUUAA
Messenger RNA from Arthroderma uncinatum, 5298 nucleotides. RefSeq names its product RUM1p. The record is from RefSeq and is a predicted model, not a curated record. NCBI's taxonomy places the organism in Eukaryota, Fungi, Ascomycota, Eurotiomycetes, Onygenales, Arthrodermataceae. Gene Ontology annotation, biological process: chromatin remodeling. Bases 1 to 5298 code for a protein of 1765 amino acids. Gene Ontology annotation, cellular component: nucleus. Gene Ontology annotation, molecular function: DNA binding; histone demethylase activity. The transcript is spliced from 5 exons.